Molecule: messenger RNA, 976 nt
Organism: Dicrocoelium dendriticum
Lineage: Eukaryota; Metazoa; Platyhelminthes; Trematoda; Plagiorchiida; Dicrocoeliidae
Source: the annotation of a GenBank genome assembly
GACCGAAUUUAUGCGUGGAUUGGUCACUCUGCUGAUUGACAAACUCCAGUUUGACCUUGGCCUAACUGCUGCGCAGAAUCUUCGAUAUCCAUUAGAGUUCAAAUUGAAAACGGCCACUGGGGCAGAGCUACCCACCGAACCGCCGACCCCUGACUCUCGUCCCUUCGGUGAUCUGAUCGAAAGCGUGGAUCAUUUCAGUCACUUGGUCGAUGUCAUCUUACAGACUGACGCUCGCCUUACACAAUUAGCCUAUCCGUUGGAUCAACCACGCCCAUCCAAUAUCCUGGCGUUACCUGCCAUUUUUGGCCAGUGGAUUCUGUUGGAGCACAAACUGGCACUGAAUCGGUUGGAUAUGCUUCUCUCCUCACCCAGUGCAUGGAUCACAGUUGGUGAACCCACUCUAAGACCACAGUGUGCAGACGAUUUUAUUGCAUUCGUGCAUUCGCUUGGACUUCGGGGACGUCAGUUGUCGGACAAACAGCCCCGAAUUCGCUUCCUCCGCAUUCAGCUUCAUCUCAUCCGAGUGUUUUACGAGCGUUUGACCAGUUGUGCGAUCCAGCCAGCUGGUGAACCCCACGGCGCACCUAGUCAAGGCGACCAACCGUCUGAUACAGCUGCUCCGACCCGCUUGGGAAAGAUGUUUGGCCUUUUACACAAAUCUAUCCACCGGGGAUCUGUUCUUCGGUCCUCUCUCCGGUGGUUUAAAGACAAAGACACCGUGGUAGGACAUUCGAUGCGCUGGUUCGCCGUGAUCAACGCGUUGCAUUACCUUUGCGAUGCAUUGUUGGAGCUUUCCAACGAUUCGUACUACGUGUCUUUGUGGGAAGACAAUUCUGUGCGGACAUUUUUACAAACUCCUGACCCAUGGCUGACCGAUCUGGGACUGCACAUCGACGACUCGGUAGAGGAUCGCGAUUCGAAUGUGAGUUCCUUUCCGUGUAAUAGGUUGCUACUGAUGUCAUCAAUAUCCUCGUAA